Messenger RNA from Nanorana parkeri, 732 nucleotides. RefSeq names its product tetraspanin-18-like. Gene Ontology annotation, cellular component: membrane. NCBI's taxonomy places the organism in Eukaryota, Metazoa, Chordata, Amphibia, Anura, Dicroglossidae. The record is from RefSeq and is a predicted model, not a curated record. The transcript is spliced from 7 exons. Bases 1 to 732 code for a protein of 243 amino acids.
AUGGGUAUCCUACUCUUCAUGAAAUAUAUGAUGUUUCUCUUCAAUGCACUUAUAUUUUUGGGAGGAGUUUGCCUUUUAGGAGUUGGUAUAUGGAUUAUAGUUGAUCCUGAUGGUUUUCAGAGUCUUUUCACUUCAAAUGCUUUACUAAGUGCUGGUGGCUACAUCCUGCUCUUUGUUGGGUUAACGCUGUCUCUGCUUGGAUUCCUGGGAUGCUUUGGAGCAAUUCGGCAGAGUAAACCUCUGCUAUUACUGUUCUUUAUACUUGUUUUACUUCUGUUCACUGUGCAACUUGUUGGUGUUAUUAUGGCCUUGACCUUUCAGAAAAUGAUAAAGGAAGAUCAUUUUCGGGCUGAGCUACAAAAGUACUACAAAGGAGACAACUCUUCUGAAGUCUUCAGCCAGUCAUGGAACACCAUUAUGAUCGCACUGUCGUGUUGUGGCAUAUCUGGGCUUGGUGACUUUGGUAACAAAUCGCAUUUCAAUGAUCUGUACCCUUCUGCUCCAUGGCCAGAGGCCUGCUGCAAACGAGAUGACCCAGUUGGAGUUAUUAAGGACAGACAGAAAUGUAUGGAGAAUACUCCAGACUACACUAACAAUCAGGGCUGUUUUAUCACCAUUGCCAAAAGUUUGAAGAAAUAUGUUUCCAUAACAGGAGGUGUGGGCUUUGGGGUUCUUGGUACUGAGAUGUUCGCUAUGUUCUUUGCACUUUGUCUUUACUACAACUUUGACUAA